Girardinichthys multiradiatus is the source of this 788-nucleotide messenger RNA. RefSeq names its product myosin regulatory light chain 2, smooth muscle minor isoform. The transcript has 4 exons. NCBI's taxonomy places the organism in Eukaryota, Metazoa, Chordata, Actinopteri, Cyprinodontiformes, Goodeidae. The coding region runs from base 164 to 682 and encodes 172 amino acids. The record is from RefSeq and is a predicted model, not a curated record. Gene Ontology annotation, molecular function: calcium ion binding. Gene Ontology annotation, cellular component: cytoplasm.
GAUGACCAGCGCUCACCCCCCUGAUUGUACACUUGGUUUGUUCCAAUGAUCGGCGUUGAACUCACGGCAUCAGGAAGUGAAGGGCGGUGGUUGAGAAACGAAGCAGCAGCUGAUUAGCUUUAAAUUAUCUGUUCGUAGAAAGAAGUAAACUAAAACAAUCACAAUGUCGAGCAAAAGGGCCAAGGGAAAGACCACCAAGAAGCGCCCUCAGCGCGCCACCUCCAAUGUCUUUGCCAUGUUUGACCAGUCCCAGAUUCAGGAGUUCAAAGAGGCCUUUAACAUGAUCGACCAGAACCGGGACGGCUUUGUCGACAAAGAGGACCUUCACGACAUGCUCGCCUCACUGGGAAAAAAUCCUAAUGAUGACUACCUGGAAGCCAUGAUGAACGAAGCCCCUGGGCCAAUCAACUUCACCAUGUUCCUCACCAUGUUUGGAGAGAAGCUCAACGGCACAGACCCUGAGGAUGUGAUCAGAAAUGCAUUUGCUUGCUUCGAUGAGGAGGGAACAGGCUUCAUUCAGGAGGAUUACCUCAGGGAGCUACUCACAACAAUGGGUGACCGGUUUACAGACGAGGAGGUGGACGAGCUCUUCAGGGAGGCUCCCAUCGACAAGAAGAACAACUUCAACUACGUGGAGUUCACGCGCAUCCUAAAGCACGGUGCCAGGGAUAAGGACGAUUAAAGCACCUAAACCAGAUUGUUUCCUCUGCCGUCAGUUAGAUCACCGUGCUGCAUGUCUCGACUUUACUGUAAAGACCCCGUUAAUACAAACCAAAGCAAUAACUUUC